Molecule: messenger RNA, 849 nt
Organism: Chanos chanos (milkfish)
Lineage: Eukaryota; Metazoa; Chordata; Actinopteri; Gonorynchiformes; Chanidae
Gene: tnnt2c
Product: troponin T2c, cardiac
Exons: 2
Coding region: 1-849 (282 amino acids)
Biological process (GO): sarcomere organization; cardiac muscle contraction; regulation of muscle contraction
Cellular component (GO): troponin complex
Molecular function (GO): troponin C binding; troponin I binding; tropomyosin binding
Source: RefSeq, a predicted model, not a curated record
AUGUCUGACACAGAGGAGAUCUUGGAGGAGUAUGAAGAGGAGAGGGAGGUGGAGGAUGAGAUAGCUGAAGAGGAGAAUCCACUGGUAGAGGAGGAUGCAGAGGAGGAACAAGAGGAAGAGGAGAGGGAACAAGAGCAAGAACCUCACGGUGAGGAGGCAGAGGAGGACUCUAAGCCCCGGCCAAAGAUGUAUGUGCCCAACAUCACACCUCCUAAGCUGCCUGAUGGAGAGAAAGUGGACUUUGAUGACCUCCACCGCAAGCGUUUGGAGAAGGACUUCAAUGACCUCCAGAGUCUCAUUGAGCUACACUUCAGCAACCGGCAGAAAGAGGAAGAGGAGCUGAUUGCUCUUCGCAACCGCAUUGAGCGUCGCCGUGCAGACCGUGCUGAUCAGCAGCGCAUUCGUGCCGAACAGGAACGUGAAAGGCAGGCACGUCUGGCUGAGGAAAAGGCAAGACGUGAGGGGGAAGCAGCCAAGCUUCGUGCUGAGGAGGAAGCCAAGAAGAAGAAGAUCUUUUCGAAUAAGGGCUUCGGUGGCUAUUUGCAAAAAGUGGAUCAGAAGAAGGGUAAAAAGUUGACAGAGCGCGAAAAGAAGACUAAAGCUCUUAUGGAACGCCGGAAGCCCCUUAAUAUCGACCAUCUCAACCAAGAGAAGCUGGGCGAGAAGGCCCGUGAUCUCUGGCAGUGGCUACGCCAGCUUCACUCUGAGAAAUUUGAUCUCGCUGAGAAGCUCAAGAGGCAAAAGUAUGACAUUAAUGUACUGCGCAAUCGAGUCAGUGAUCACCAGAGGGGCACCAAAACUGCCAAGACCACCCGAGGAGCCAAAGGCAAAAGCGGAUCCUGGAAGUAA